ACUAUAUAUAGUGGAUACUGCAGGUUCCUAACACAGUUCAGUGGAAACAAAGAACAUUGGAACAAUGGUCUCUCUCGCCGCGUGGUCCGUACUUCUUCUCGCAGGCCUUAGUGCCGUGGCCUCCGAGGGUGGCACCCCCGCCACCAUCGAGCAGUUCCCCAGCACGGUCCAGAUCGAGUUCGGUUACCGCCACGCGUGGGUUCAGUACUGCGUGGGCAACCUCAUCACCGGCCGUCACGUCCUGUCCGUGGCUCACUGCUUCGGUGGACCCCUCUUCCAACCUCGUCUCCGUCGUGUCCGCGCCGGCGCCACCUACCGCGGCCGCGACGGCGUCCUCGCUGGAGUGAACUCCGUCAUCAACCACCCCAACUUCAACAUCCGCAACGGCUUCACCUACGACGUCAGCAUUGUCUCCAUCGACGGCUACUUCUACGCUAGCCCCUCUAUCAACGUGGCCUCUAUCGCCGCUCCCGGUCUCUACUUCCCCGACAACGUGCCCGUGACUGUCGCUGCCUGGGGACGUACUACUCAAGACCAGAUCUGGGCUGACCGCGAGCUCCGCAGCAACGGCCUCUACACCGUGAACCGCAACACCUGCAAGGAGAAGUACUCCCUGGGAGACCUCCCCAUCUCCAUCACCAUCUCCGAGACCAUGCUGUGCACCCGCCUCCCCAACGAGGACGGCCAGAACCUCGGCGUCAGGGACGGCGGUGCGCCCCUCUUCUACGGCAACGUUCUCGUCGGUAUGGUUGCCUUCGGCAGUCCCUAUGGUGACAACUUCCCCUUGGUCGCCACCGACGUCUCCUAUCUCUCCAGCUGGAUCGUUAGCAACGCUGUUUAAUUUAUUAAUUUGAUUUGAACUGUCUAAAUUAUUAAAUAUUUAUUUUAUUUA
Messenger RNA from Trichoplusia ni (cabbage looper), 892 nucleotides. RefSeq names its product trypsin CFT-1-like. The coding region runs from base 65 to 841 and encodes 258 amino acids. Gene Ontology annotation, molecular function: serine-type endopeptidase activity. The record is from RefSeq and is a predicted model, not a curated record. The transcript is spliced from 4 exons. Gene Ontology annotation, biological process: proteolysis. Lineage: Eukaryota; Metazoa; Arthropoda; Insecta; Lepidoptera; Noctuidae.